AUGGCUAACCUAAUAGGCGAAGACGACUGGCUCGCCUACAUCGAAGAGAUCGUCCGCAACGCCUCCGACCUCGAACAGCGAGUGAAUGCCGUCGAGCACUACAAACGCGCUGUCGGUGCCGAGCCCGGCAGCCUGCGCAUCUGGCUUGCCUACUGCAACUACUUCUGGUCCUUAUGGGAAGCUUUCCAAGCGCCUACUGGCAAUGGUUGGUCUGAUGAGGAGCGCAUGCUUGGCCGAGAGCUCUUCUCCUUUGAAGGCGCCCUCGACCUGUGGCAGCAAGGCUAUAAAGCUAUUCGCUAUCGCCUUGGUGACAGUCAUCUGCUGUGGGACCGCUGGGCAUCACUUGAGAUGGAUUUGCUAGCUACAGCGAGAACCCCCGAAGGCAUCAAGCGCAUCACUCACCUGUAUCGCGAUCGUCUGCUGACUCCUCACCUCACCUGGGACGAAACAUCUCAGAACUUUUCUACUUUUCUUUCCGAAUACAAUCGUGCUGCCUGGGAGGAUUCCAUGAAGGAUGUUACCACCAACGCCCAGGAGACGAAGCGACUGAUCGCUGCCCGCGAACCUUACGAAUCUGUUCUAAAGAAAGCGGUAGACGCUGGUGAUCGCGAAGCUCAGAAAACCGCAUUCAACACGUAUCUUGAGUGGGAAAUGCUUCAGAGCAGACGCAGUAACGACAGCCCUGAAAUCGGAAUCGAUUUAUGUCGUGGACUUUAUGCCCGCGCUCUUACCGGCGCUCUUGCCACAGAUCAGGACACCUGGCACGAUUACGUUGUCUUUCUCUCCUCGUCUAAUACUGAUCUUCAGGCACCAAGCAGUCUACUUGAUGUGCUCCAAAGAUCCGUUCAACAUUGCCCUUGGUCUGGUCCUCUCUGGAACAGAUACAUCAUGUGCGCUGAGGAAGCCAGACUUCCAUUUGGAGAAGUUGAGUCUAUCAAGCACGCUGCAACAUGUGAGGAUCAAUUGGUCAAAGAUGGCAUGGAGGGUAUGAUCGAGAUGUAUGUGGCCUGGUGUGGCUUUCUUAGACGCAAUGCCAUGGAUGCUACCGCUUCCGAUGAGGCUGUCGACGUUGCUGACGUGGGUCUCGGAGCCGCUCUCGAGGAUGUAUCAGUCGUAGGAAAACGACUCUACGGCAAGGACUUUCAGGGAGAUCCCAAGUUCCGGCUUGAGCGUAUCUACAUUCAGUAUCUCACAGAGAAGAAAGGUGCCAUUGAUGAGGCUAGAGCUCAAUGGAAUAAGCUCGCCUCCCUUCAGGUCCACGCAGAUAAUCACGACUUUUGGUUCCGGUACUACAUGUGGGAAAUGCUCAUCUUUUCAUCCGCCAGUGGCCAGGACAAUAGAAGUCCCACACCUUCGUCUGGCGGCGGGAGUUAUCGAAUACCAACUUUGGCAACUGCGGUUCUAACCCGCGCUGUUGCUCGUAGAACUCUUGACUGGCCUGAAAAGGCUCUGGAAGUUUACAUGCAGCAUUGCAACGAUUACGAGAUGCCGCUGCCUUUGCGAAAAGCAGCUGAUCGGGUGCACAAGACAGGGAAAGAUGUGAAAAGACGCAGAGAACGCGAAGAACAGGAAAAAGCAGCGGCCUAUGUUGCUUAUUACACUGCCCCUAGUGUCCAAGAGCAGGAUCAGGAGGCAAAAUCACCAGGUAGUUCUAAGAGGAAGAGGGAUUUUGAAGAAGGAAUCACGGACGGGUCCGAAAGCGACAGUAAACGACAAAAGAACGAGACCAAUGGACAGCAGCCUGCGCAGGCCUCUACAACAGAGCAAAUCGAGCCUCCGAAGAGAGACAGAGAGAACGCAACCAUUCUUGUUUUGAAUCUCCCUGGUGAUGUUACGCAGACAAAGGUUCGCCAGUACUUCAAGGAUUAUGGCCACAUCAACAACAUCACUGCCUUCUUUCGUGAGGAGAACGCGGAAUCCUCAACAGCCCUCAUCGAAUUUAGGUCGCCCGAGGAAGCUCAGUCGGCAUUGCUGAGAGAUGGGAAGUACUUUGGCCAGUCCCAACUUACUGUCAGAUCAGGCCAUGAUUUGACAGUAUACGUUGCGAACUACCCCCCUGCUGCCGAUCAAGCGUACAUUCGUGACAUUUUCAAAGAUUGUGGUGAAAUCUUGAGCGUGAGGUGGCCAAGCCUGAAGGUUAAUGCACACCGAAGGUUUUGUUACAUCUCGUUCCGAGAUCAAGAGUCAUCGGCAAAGGCUGUGAAGAAAGAAGGCAUUAUUCUCGAGGGUCGCUACAAGCUCCUGGCUAAAUAUUCCGACCCCAGCCACAAAAAGGCUCGUGAAGGCGCACUUGCUGAAGGCCGAGAGAUUCAUAUCAGCAAUCUGGACCGAUCAACAAGCGAGGCUGAUUUGAAGGAUGUCUUUUCCAAGUAUGGCACUGUCACGAGAGUCAACAUUCCUCAGACCCUGGCAGGAAAGAACAAGGGAUUUGCAUUCAUGGACUUUGCAACCAAAGACGAGGCCGAGAAGGCUGUGGCGGAGAUGAACAACACCAAAUUCAGGAGCCAGAUUCUUGAAGUUGCUCUUUCUAAGGAGUCAAAGGUCAAACCGAUAUCCAAGACCAUUGUUACGGACAAUGCCAGAGGCUCGCCAGCACCUUCUUCCCACGAUGCCGAGGGCGAUGAAACUAUGCAAGACGCCCCCAACGAGGCCCAGAAUAAACCAACAUCUGAAGACAUCUUUGCAAGAACAAUUGCUCUUAUGGGUCUACCUGACACGGUCAACAAUGCACGCGUUCGCGCACUUGUUGAGCCUUUAGGUGCUAUCGUCAAGUUGAUCGUUUCACCUGGCAACGGUGGAGCCAAGAUCGAGUUUGCCGACGCAGCCACCGCGGGCAAGGCGAGUAUGAAGCUAAAUAGUAUAGAGUUUGAGGGUCAUAAGCUUCGAACGGGCACAUUGGAUGAGCUUCGGCAUGCCAAAGCAGAGCAUGUCGAGGACCGUAUUGUCUACGGCAAGAAAGAAAAGAGCAAAGAUCAAAAGCCUAAGCAUGCUGGUCCUUCGUCAACUAUGCUCAUGCCUCCGCCGACCACCGUCCGGCGACCUGUGCUGGGUAAACCCGGCCCGCGUCGUGGCCUUGGGUUCAAGCCCAGUGUCGCCAAGGCGGCACAGAAUGGCGAUGCCGAUACAUCAGCCAAGAGUAACGCCGAUUUCAAGGCCAUGUUCCUUGCUAGUAGCAAAGGCAAAAAGGAGAAUGAGAAGGGGGGUGAAGGGGCUAAGAAUGAAAGUGAGUCGUGA
Messenger RNA from Fusarium sp. VM40, 3234 nucleotides. The record is from the annotation of a GenBank genome assembly. NCBI's taxonomy places the organism in Eukaryota, Fungi, Ascomycota, Sordariomycetes, Hypocreales, Nectriaceae.